Podarcis lilfordi (Lilford's wall lizard) is the source of this 26876-nucleotide messenger RNA. Lineage: Eukaryota; Metazoa; Chordata; Lepidosauria; Squamata; Lacertidae. The record is from the annotation of a GenBank genome assembly.
AUGCGCGGAGAGGGACCCGAGGGGUGGGCUCCGCCGCCGCCGCAGCUGUUUCCGAGCGGAAGGGCGACGCGGGGUUGCUGGGAAGCGGCGGCUUCGCCUCGCGGCGUUUCUUUUCUCUCCCCCCACUCCUCACUCGGCGGCGCCGCCUGUUUUUUUCCGAAGGCGGGUCGCCCCUGCUCACCCCGAAGCGACACAGAGCCCCCUGCGAGGGGGGCGAGGAACGGCCUCCAGGCCGAGGGAAGGGUAAGCGGCGGAGAGGGAGGCGGCGGCGUUGGUUGUCACAGGGAGAGGCGUGUCAGGAGGACGUGCGAAGGGAGGGAGGGUUUCCCGGGAGGGUUUUAAUUUCUGCCAUGGCCGAGGAGGAGGAGGAGGCGGGUCUCGGCCUCCCUGCCUGGCAUCUUUCUUUCCCUCCCGCCCCCCAGAUUUUUAGAAGGCCCAGCCCUUGGGGCGGUGUGACGUCAGCAUGGACGGCAGUGCCCCUGAGCAGGUGCAGAGUGCCUUCCCCCUCUCCGCCUUGAGGGAAGGGCAGAGGGGUGGCCGCGGCAGUCCGUUGCAGCAAAAGCCGUAAAAGAGGCGUGUGGCGCCCUAGAGGAGGCCGACAGCAUUAUUAUGGCGUAGCGCAAGGUUUUUGGGGGGUGGGCUGCAGCUUUGCUUCCUUAAAUGCAUCUGAUGAAGUAAGACUCUCCAGACCAUGAAAAGGUUACGCUGUGGGAAAUGUGUUGCAGCACAGUCCUAACUAUGACUACUCAGAAGUAAAUCCUGUUGAAUUCGGUGGGGCUUGCUCCCAGGCAAAUGGGGAUAGGACUGCAGCUUUAGUCUUCAAAUUGCAUCACAACAUUAUUUGUUGGUUUUGCUAUAGAGAAUUUACAGUAUUCUCUUAUCUCCGCAUUCCAGUACUAACUACAAAAUUGGGGGCUUCUGGGAGGAACAGCUUUUAGAUCAAAUACUGUACUUGAAUCUUAUUAAUAACUUUUGUAUAAGAUUAUCCAUUGUGCAGAGCCAUUUAAUGCUCUUCUCUGUGUGCUGUACACACACACACACACACACAUUUUAUCUUAUUUUAAAACAGGGCUGGGGAAUAUGUGAUGUUGCUGAACUCCAGCUGCCAUCAGUCCUGGGCAGUAUGGCCAAUUGUAAGGGAUGAUGGGAGCAUCUGGAUGGCCACAGCUUGCUUAUCCCUGCUUUAAAACUGUCAGUCUGCCUUGAGUGCAGUAUAUUCAAUUGAAGAGUACAAUAUAAAUUGCCUGAAACAUGUUUGUGCAGAAGUAGCACCUGCUGGUUUUUCUUGGAAGCUUGUGCAGGAUUGCAACCUGACAAUGUAGUUGUAUGCACAUGCCCUCAAAAGUAAGCCGCACUGAGUUUAAUGGGACUUUUCCCCAGGUAAGUGUGUAGUUAAUUGUAACAUUAGCCCCUUGUACCAAAAAUAGCUUACCAAAGGACUUUAUCCCUACCUACUUAAAAAAAAAAAAAGCCUUGCUAGGCCUAUUCAUUAUUUAGUAAAAUGUCUUAAUGGCAUAAUAAAUGUGCGAGGUUGAUAGUAGUAAGUCCUCAGUCUUUGGCAUUUAAGAGUCUUUUUUCCUCAAAUUGUUAAAUGUUUCCCACAGGGAUCAGGUUGUUGAUGGAGUGGUAAUAGUGGAGCUGAUGACCCACCCUUCACCAUAAGGCAGCUGGCAGCACACUAAUUUUAAAUGUGCAGACACACUCCUGGCAACUGCCAAAACCAAGAGUACACCUAAGCUGCAAACCUGAGUUUUUAGGGGAAGAGUAACACCCACCACAGGUCAAUUCCCUAUUCCCUGAUCUUUCUUUCAACUGACCACAAACACCUCUGGCUUGUCUGGAUUAAGCUUCAGUUUGUUCACCCUCAUCCAGCCCAUUACUAGCACUAGACACUGGUUGAUAGAAAGGAGAGGAGAUGUCACCUGUGGCUACCAGGUUAGUGCUUAGAUGCAGGGCUGUUGAAAACUGAUAGAUGCAUCCAGUAUAGUAACAUAAAUUCUCAGUAUGGUUCAGCCCCUCUCAUGGCAAAAUUUGGGAAUUCCUGGACCAAAGUGAUUCGAUGCAGAGGGCACUUUGCUUCUCAUAUCUUAAGGAGCUAUAACUAUGAUUUUUCUUUUUCAAGUGUUUAUUUGUUAAAACAUAUCUGCCCCACCAUUACACUUGAAAACAACGCUACCUAGGCAAUUCAAAGCUUUCUUAAAACAACUCGGUUGAACAGCAAUAAAAAAACAAGACAAAAAUACAUUGACUAAAACGGCAUCUACUGGUUCUAUGCUUGUUGCUCAGAGUGCAUUAUUAAAAAGCACAUAUAAAACAAAACUGUCUUAAAGCAGAUGCCUAAGGGCACAUAAAGAGACAGCUAGGCAGACUUGCUGUGGUAUGGAGUUCCAUAACUUGAGUUCCACCUCUGAGAAUGCCCUGCCUCUGUUGCCCACCAGGCCAUACCUCAUAUGGACACAGAGCAGAGGCCCAAAAGCAUCCAGACAGGUUUAAGAAGGUGGAAGUGGGCCAUUCAGACAGUUCUGUGGGCUAUACAGUUGGGCCCAUUCCUCCUUCAAUAGACAAGGUUGGAGAGCACUUCAAGCAUACAAGUCGAGAAUCCUUACACACACAAAGAGAGAAACACCCCCUCCUUCCCCAUUCACCAGUGUAAAGUGAGCGAAAUGUGAGUGCAUUUUGAUUUUUCAGCUGAGAAAGCAGUUGAUUUGUCCUCAGCAAUAGAUUUUAAUCUCUGAUCUGCUGUUCCUGCUACUGACCUUGUUAAAUCUCUCUCUGGCUUCUCUUCUUUAAGCUGCAGGCUCCUGUGCAGACAGUGCCUUCACUCAACAUAAACAGCAUGUGAGCUGGGGGUAGAUAAGCAACAACUCCGCUUAACGCCUCUGGCUGAGUGACUUGCCAAAGAGCCCAUCGCUGUCAUGCAUGGUUAUCCUUGGUUGGCUGAGUUGUGAUAUCAUUAGCCGUGUGUGCCAGUCUUUUGACCUUGUCUCAGAGCAGAGGAGGCUGCUGAAGGCUCAGCUUUCUAACACUUUUAUCAGACCUGUUGCUGUUGAGGAAGAAAUUUUGGUGGCUUUUUUCUUCUGAAGAAUGUAACAAACAUAAGAGGAAACUAGAAAGUCAUUGGUUAGCACACUGGGAGAUCUUAUUGAUGCAGGUACCAAUCUUUUAAUUAGACCUAAUAUUACCAUCACUUUUCCUUGUUUGCUUUCUCCUCCUUGCAACCCACUAUAACUGGAAUUUCCUUCCACCUGACACUCUUGUUUUUACAUUGAAGUGCCUUUACCCUGGCUUUUCCCAGUGUAGACUCUUUUCCUUUCCUGCCUCACAUACCUUGCAUUUUCCUUUUAGGGUGCUUGUACAGGGACAGUUUAUAAUUUUUUGCAGAGCACUUAGCACUGUUUAGCGGUAAGGUUAUUUAUAAAAUAUUAUUAAUGGUCAUAUUGCUUUCUGUAGCACUUGUAUAAAGUGCAUUACAGUCAUACUUCAUAGCUGUGAUGCAUGUGGCUAUUGUUUCCCCUUUAAACAUGGACAAGCUUAGGUUGAAAGCUGUUUUUUGCUUCUGGUGGCUCUAUUGGGAUUUGAACCCAAUAGUCAUAUGCAAGCCAGUGCCUUUUUGCUCAGAGCUGGCAAGCUGUAUUAAAUCUGGACAAUGUUUCAUUUGUAAUCACUUCAGAUAAAACUUGUAAUACAGAUCAGUAGAUCUAAGGGCUAAAUGUUCUCAUGUGUGAUCACUGCUGCUUACUUGUAGUAAACUAUAUGUAAGAUAUGUAAGACAGUAUAUGUAAUUUCUCAUGGCAAAUGUUAAAAGUAUAGUAGGAUACUGUAUCCUACUCUAGUCUUGCCCAGUGGUGCAUAAUUCUGGAAAGUUUUGAUAUAAAAAUAUUUCCUAUGCAAAUCAGGUUAAUUUGCACUGGAAGCUUUCCUGAUGCCUUGGGAAAUUAUUUGAUUUAACAAGUUUAUGCUAUUUGUAUUUGGUAACAAAAGCUAAAGAUGUUGAAACUUCCAAGCUUGUCUAAAUUUUAUUUGCAGUUGGCAUCUAUUCACUGUUACUAAUUAACUUGGGAAACAGAAGAAUUUCUGCAGAAAAACAGAGCACUGGAAAACAAUCUUUUUUGGAAACUUUUCUGCCCCACAUCAGUGGUCUUAUUUUUGUAGAGGCCAAUAAAUAUCCUUCAGAGGAUGAGUUUGUUUUCCAAGUAGAUCUCCCAAACCAAAUUGGCCUAGUCUCUAGUGAAAUUUGGUGAAAUUGGAAUUUACAUCACCUUUGAGAAGCUUUAUACCUUGCUUAUCUGGUUGGUUGUAGAAAUGGCAAAAUUGUUAUUGGGCAGCAUGCAAACAAAUAGCUGAAAGGGGAGAAACUGGAAUACAAUAUGUUCUAAACAGCUGAGUAGAUACUUUUGGAAUAUAUUUCCCAUAGGCAAUUCCUGGUGGUCUCUUACUCUUUCAAAACUUUAGGGUUUUUCCCCCUGUCUUGGUAAGUAAAUGGGUUUUUCUUUCUGCAGAGUCAAUCGUAUGAAAGUGGGAACAACUACAAAGGUGUGGAUUGCUGAUUUGUUCUAUAUACAUUUGUGGUGAAUGUGACAUCACCUAACAACUCCAUCAUGAGAAACAGCUGAAUUCCUUUUGGUUGUCCUGUGAGUCCCAUUUUUAGAGAAGGGAAUGCUGUAAUUCUACAGCAGCGCUUGCCAUCUUCUCUGGGGUCUCUAAUUCUUAUAUCUCAGUUUAAAAGGGUAGAGGGAGACUAAAAGGAAGAAAGGCCCUGCAUCAUCCCUCUGUUGUGAAGAAAUCUUCUGUCAGCAUCCAAAUCUAACAGACUCAGACAAUUUAGGUGCAUCAGCCUUACCCUAUUGUGAUUCCUUUGACAGAUUAUUAAUGCUUAGGUUGGAUUGUAUGCUUGGUAGGCUGGUUACAAAGGGAGAAAACUGGAGGAGAAUCUUCAGAAAUUGUAGUAUAUCUGUGGCGGAGCGGCUGACUCAAAAGUCCCAGUUUCCAUUGUGGUUACUGAACUAUUUGAUGCAUAUUUCCUAACUAAGUUCCAUCUUAAUGGAAGGUACAUUAGGGUACCACUUGUUCAUUAUCUGCUGCAGGGUUAUAAGGGCAACCAGCCGUUUGCUGGCCAGAAGGGUGGCUUAGCUCUCAUUAAAGAAGGCAUUUGUCUUUCUGCUUGAAACAUUAGUCCUUCUACCAGGAUAAUAUUCAAACACAAGGAUAGUCAAUGUGGUCAUUUCCAUAAGUUCUUGGACUACCACUCCCAUCAUCCCUAUUCAUUGGUCAUCCUGGCAGGGUCGGAUGGGAAUUGUAGUCUAAUAGCAUUUAGAGGGCACCCUUGCCUCGUUCUGAUUGUAGCAAUUGUUGGGCAGUGAAGUUAACUACCCCGGGAAUUUGCAAAAUCAGUUGCAUUAGGUUUUAAGACAGUAUAUGUGCCUGCCAGGAACAGUUUCUGUAGAGUGCAUUCUGCUGCACCAUGUGUAUGGUGAACUACAUAAUUGAUGAUAUUCUGCCUGACUCUUAAGUCUGUGAGCUAGUUUAAUCCUAGAAUACAGUUACAUAACUGCUUAAGAUGUAAUUGGGAUUCUUCGUAUCACUGCUUAUCCGCUUUAAUGAGACAAAUUUAGAACGUGCCCUUGUCUAUGUUCAUAAUGAGCAGAUAAUUUUCUUCCAAGGGUGGAAUACUAUGAAGCUAGUGCACAAUCUGGAGCUGCAGUUUUGACCUUUGACUUACUUGUUCCUGUUUGGUCAGAGAUGGAAGCAGAUUCAGUAAGUACACAGCUGUUAACAUCAUUUUUUAUUUUUACUUUUGCAAUAUUGAAGACCUUUAAAGCUUGUGUUUUCCAAAACAUACUGUUCACUUUGAGAAUAUGGCUCUUCUGAAUAAGGCUUUCUUUCCAGGGUCUAUACAAUUUCUGCAGCUCAUGAGACACUGAAAUCAUCCUUAAAUCCAACUGAACAUUGUUGGAAUUCAAUUUCCGAAAUCUCUUGGGCAUCUUUGAAAACUGUACUUUUGUAAAAUGAUGAUGAUAAUAAUAAUAAUAAUGUUCUUGUGUUCGGUGUGUAUAAUCGUGCCUGCCCACGUGACAGUUUUCUAUUGCAAAGCUCCCCAAAAGUGAGAAAGUUAAAAGCUUGCACCCAUUUUUUUCCAGGGGUGGCUCUCAGUCUGAACGUACGUUAGGUGAAAUAAGGAGGGAACGCGUCCCCAUUGCUGAGGCAAAUGGGCCGAUUCCUUGUUUUGUCUCAUUCUUUUUUAAUUGUCGCAGUGCAAAUUGACAAAUGGGGUAUGCUAGCCUGGUUGGACACCCUUAGAGCAAUGUGUUUGGAACUUAGUGAUGACAUCAUGUAGCUAAAUCUGUUGGACUAUGUGGUGCCAGAGUGUCAUUGCAUUACAGUUCCCAUCAGCCCCAGCAAGCAUUGCCAGUGACCAUGGAUGAUGGGAGUUGUAGUUCAGCAACAUCUGGAGGGUCAAAGUAAUAAAUCUCCUGUGGUGAAGUGAAUGCUUGGACUUUCCUCCUUCAUGUAGCCUAGUCCACGUUUUCAGCAGUAUAUAUUUUAGCACCAGAAGAGAUCCUUUUGCUGUCCAGAUGUUACUGGAUUAUAGAUCCCAUCAGCACUGACCAUUGGGCUUGCUGACUGGAGCUGAUGGGAGUUGGAAUUAAACAACAUCUGGAAGGUCCCAGGUUUUUUACCCAUUUUCUAGCAAAGCAUUUGUAAAUCAAGGUAUAAACCCUUUUACUUAAAAUGAGAGGUCAGCUUAGUGUCUGUUUUAUCAGAAAUGUGUUUUGCAGCCUUGGGGCAUCAGUAAUAGCAUGAAAAAUAAACAUUAAAAAAUGUAAUAGACAAACUGACAGGUGGCCUAGGCCCCAAGGUAUGUAGGGAUGUAUUUAUAGUACCAGCUGUUGACAACUUUCUUAAUGGAUUAAACAGAAGUUCUCUCUUACUUUAAACAAAGUGACCUUAGCCACUCUAGUAAGGAAAACAUUUUAAAAUAAUGGAUUCAAACCACAAUUCCCAGAAUUGUGUCAAGGCAGACACCUCUUAAUUUUUUACUAUCAAAAUUGCAUGGUUUGUAUUAUUUAGGCCUCCUUCAAAGCCCUUGCCAUUGAUUGGUUGUGAUCAGCAUACAGAAAUAGGUUCCUGCACAUAGUAUUGUUGUUAGAGAGGGUGCAGUACAUGACAGGAUAGAAUGUGGUCAGAGUGGAAACCCUUGCAGCAGUCUGCUAGUUCAUUAGCACAGGUGUCUGUAUGGGAUGGUUUUGGUGGCCUCUCCCAAUAACAAACUGACUGCAAAAAGCUUCUGUCAACUGUUUGGCAGGGGUAGAUGCAAUGACCAGUUCAGCAGGUUCUCCCAGGUCCCUUUAUACUGGAGUGAUGGGUUUCUGAUCUCUCACAGGCUUCUGAUCUCUCUCCUGGGGCUCUGUGUCUACUGUAAAACCCGGUAAAUUGCACAGCGCAGCAAUUGCUGUGCUUCUAUUCCUCUGGGCCUGGGCUAUUCACAGUUUCAUCCACAAAAUGAGGGAGACUAUCUAAAAACUGAACUACUGAUUAUUGGUUAAAAAUAUCAUUACGUGUUUUGUUUCGACCCUCAGACUGUCCCAAUUUGGCAGAACAAACCUUAUGGCUCGGCACGCAGCUUUGUGAGAAAGAUUGGGACAAACCUUCCUUUAAAGCCGUGUCCUAGAGCAUGCUUCCAGGUAAAAUACUGAAGUUCAGAUGAAUUUGCACACCUGUUCAAGGCAGGUUUAAAUGCGGAGCCCUGCUCUUCAGCCUUGCUUUGCUUAAAAAAAGAAGUUUCUUUUUAUUGCUACAUGUCAGUCUGUCAGAAUUCUUCGUAGAAAGGCAAUAAUUACUAUUCUAGCAGUGGUUUGAUGGUUUUUAGCCACUUUCAAGCCCAUAUUUUAAUGACUUUUUCCUGUAAUGAAAUAAGUGUAGCUUGUGACUUUCAGGACCUGCAUAGGAAGUAUAGCAUGCUUCUAACUAAAUAAAUUCUUUUUGCUACCCUUUAGGAUAUGUUGGCAUACGAUUUCUUGAUGUAGGGUGCUAUAGCACUCUUAUUUAUAGCCCAGUACUGUUCAUGUUUUCUCAAAAAGAAGUUUCUUUUACUUUAAUGGAAGCUACACUCUGCUAAAUGUGCAUAUAUAGGACUGGCAUCCUGGGAAAUGGGGUGCAGCUCCUGAGAGAAAUUUGGCUUGGUGAUCUAAAACCUUGACAGUCCUACCAUAAGCUUUAAUACUUUUUGCCUUAAUGACUGCUUCAUAUGCUGGUAUAUGUACGGACUUUAUUUGGACACAGCCUCUUCAUUCUAGGAAGUCCUCAGCUAGCUAUAGUUUUGUGCUUGGUCAGAACUGAGAAACCAUGGUUAACAAAGCCUGGCUCGAUUCAAAGCUGCCAAUGAUAGUUUCGCAGUUCAAAUGAAACAGGCAACUACAGUUAAUGGAAGACUCAGUUGAUCGGAGGGAGCUUCCGGUAUGAUGGCGGACAGCACUCUACUAAUGUGAGCCCAUUGAUUUUAUCUUUUUAUCUUUUUACUUUCUCUUACUCCUUUUAUAGACUAUUUUAAUGAACAUUGAGCUAUUUUAAUGAACAUUGAGCUCAGAUAAAUUUAAGCACCUCACCCCAUCCUAUCCCACGUUCCGCUUUCCGGACUCCUCUUGGAGCUUUAAAGCCGCAUUGACUAUCUUAUCACACUGCGAAGAGCUUACAGGAAAAUUCAUGGGCUGCUCCCACCAUAAGUCUGGAGGCACAGACGGAGCAUAAUUUAGUGUUAUGCCAAUAACCUUUGGCACACUCCUCCUCCUUGAAUAGGAUACUUUCAAGGAAAAUACUCCCUCGACUCUUUGAAAAACUUAGGGAAGAUAAAAGAGCGAGGCAAAGGGAAAGAUGACUCAGCAAUUAGACGGCCCUGCUGAUGCGAGGAGGGGGGUUGGUAAACGCUGCAGAGAAUCUGAAGACUUAGAGGAAAUGGCAUGUUUGCCCCUUACCAAGCAAACCAAAAUCAGCGAAUUCUUCUAUGGAAAAACAAAGGACACUUUUAAUAUUCCGACCUCGAACAGCUUCUCGCCAUUAGCAGAGAUAAUAGAUAAAGAAAUUACACCGAAGGAACCACCCACUAAACAACCCAUUAACUCCUUAAACAACACCAUUACGAGACCAAAAGGCCCCAAAAAGUUCCAACUAAGCCCUUUCAGGCGGAAGACUGCAUCGGAGAACAAGCAAACUAUCUCUCUGAAUUACUGCUUGAACACUCUACUACGUUAGACCUAGUGGCUAAAACCGUGGACUGUAUCUUUAAAUACAUAAGAGACAUCAAAGGCUCCUUAGAGAAUAUUACAUCCUUUGUAUCCCCAAAAGUUAAUGUCAGCCCUGUAGACGUUUCACCGGAGGAUAGGGCUGAACCAACGCCCAGAGUACCUGCCCUAUUACGCUCAACCCCGCAGAUUGGCUGCAAAUCUGAAAACGAACAAUCUAUGGAAGAUUUACACACCAUAUCUUCCUAUAAUCUUUCGUUACAAGCCACUAGACUUUGUUUAAUUAUCCUCCCCUUCAAAGGUCAGGUUGUUAACUGGUCGUCUACACAUGUCGCAAGAAGGCAUUUAGCUGAGCUUCUGGGCGUAGAUCCUCUUUCCAUCGAUCUGAAAUCUACUGUCCACAUUUACAGCAAGCCAUACAUGCAGAGGAUACUGCUCACCUUUGAUUCUAAAAAGCUUCCAACUUAUAUGAUGUCCUUACGAAGCUAUCUGACUAAUUAUAGAAUUUUCAUCACAAGAGUUUUUAUCAACACUAAGAUUUGCCCUCUCAUUCCCUACUCUUCAGUUAAAAGGAAAGCAAUUAAAAAUGAGAGCAUUCCAUCUACUACGAGCUCUACCUCUCCACCCUCAGACUUAAUUAGUUGGACAGAGACCCCCAUGCCCCUCCUAUCAAAGGCUACUCAUCUUGAGAAUUCGAUGGAGCAGGAAUUACUUGUCUCCUUCUCCCAUCUGCCAAAAGCCGAACAAACAGAGAUAACGGACAGACUAGAUGAGUUAUUACUCUAUCUCCGCAACUUUGAAGAUCUAGCGCCCACAAAAGAGGCAAAUAUUCCACCUAACUCGGAGCGAAAAAUGGGUCAUGAAUCUCCUCAGGUCACGGCAGAACACACACCCCUACUCUGCCCAUCUGAAAUCCACGCCGAAAUCUCUGUGGCGCCCCUAAUCACAUUACCGGAGACUCAACCAUUCAAUGGUUGCAUCUUCCACGACUCCGGGAAAGCCCUAGAUGCUAUUGAAGAGACAAAAUGACUCUCACCCCUACUACUAUCCUGGAACGUUGCUGGAUGGCAAUCGAAAACAAGGGACAAAGACGUUUUAACCUACGUAUCACAGUUCAAGAUCAUCCUGCUCCAAGAAACCUGGACGCAAAAUCCUUUCGAACUACACAAUUACUUUGCUUUCCAUUCCCUUGCCUCAAUCGGCCCAAAAGGCGGAAGACCGGUGGGAGGUCUGAGCACCUUCGUAUCGACAGAUCUAGGAGCCUCCCCUAUCCAAUUGAAAAUCGAUAAAAAUGGAUUCUGGCCGUUAAAAUAUUCUCCACCCAUUUUAAGAUCAUAUGCAUCAAUGUUUAUAUUCACCCACUUAUGAAACAAACUGAUCUUAAAAACAUCUGGAACGAACUGGAAGACUGCAUUCUCCUCGUCUCAAAUAAGUUUCCCUCUGCCUCCUUAAUUAUUGGUGGGGAUUUUAAUGCAAGGCUAGGCCACUCAGACGAACAGUUAAUCAAGGAAAGUGGAAUGGGUCCCCUAAAUGCUAAUGAUGAACAUUGGCCCCUAUUCAGGCGUCACUCACUUGACCCAGUUACCAAUUUUGCUGGUACAUGUCUUUUUUUAAUGGCACUUAGAUUAAACCUUGUUAUUUUAAACGGCCUCUCCUCGGGGACUGCCCUGGCCAAUUUACUUACUGGUCAGGCUUAAGGCAUUCUGUUAUUGAUUACAUCCUUGUCUCCCAAGAACUCUUCGAUGAAUAUAUUGAAUUUGCUGUAGAUAUAAGAACCGAAAGUGACCAUUUACCCCUAAAUCUUAAAAGGACUGAAUUUUGGGAACCCUCUAGAUGUGGGCUUGCCCCGCAGACUCCUGAUCCUAGCGCUUUACAACAAAUAGGCAGAUCCAGAAUUAAAUGGUCCCCUUAUGUUAAUAACCAUUUUGGUAUUUGGACACAAUCAAUGGAAGGUCAACUCCUCUGGGCUGAUCUGACUUCCAACGACACUGAAGAGACCUCCCCAAUUGACCAUUAUAACACAUUAAUCCGAAAACUCCAACCGUUAUUGUCAAGACCCAGAAGAUCUAACCAAAAUGACUCCCUACCAACAAAAAUGGUUUGAUCACGAAUGCACUCAGGCAAAACUUAUACUCAGGGAAUGCUUUAAGGUCUUCCAGCAAAAUCCUAACCCUAUCACUAAAUUGGAGUUACAACUUAAAAAAAAGAACUACAAAGAGUUAUUAAAAACCAAAAAAGAACCGCAGACUCUCUCAUUUGGCAGGCCCUCAUAAAAGCGUCAAUAGAAAAAGACAAUUCCAAUUUCUGGAAAAUUAUUUCCAGUCAAACCAAAGCUCCUAAUGAGGGCACAAUAAUCCCUGCAAAUUCAUGGGAAGAGCACUAUAAAGUGCUGUUUAGGGAACAUCGUCCUUCUGCGCCGCUUAACAUCCCCUUAGAUAAUGAUACACCAUGGCCCCCAACAUCUGAAACUGAAAUCACUUCGCUAAUUCUACAAAUGAAAUCUGGCAAAGCCCCAGGAAGUGAUUUCAUUGUCGCUGAACUUCUGAAAGCGCAAAUAAACUGGUGGGCCCCGGUCCUUGCUAAUCUAUUUUCAUAUAUAGAUAAGACAACUGAAAUCCCUAAAGAUUGGGGACUAGCUAUAAUUGUUCCCAUAUUUAAAAAGGGCAACCCCUCUGAUCCAUCUAAUUAUAGACCAAUUAGUCUCCUGAACGUGAUCUGUAAACUUUAUACAAAACAUCUAUGCCUAAAAUUAUGGGAAUGGUUAGAUCAUAAUAACUUGCUAGAAAUUGAACAAGCAGGGUUUACAUCCGGACGUUCCACCAUUGAUCACUGCUUAGUGUUAGAUUACUUUGUCUAUAAGUAUGCGAAAUAUUGGAAAAGUCAUUAUAUGCGGCCUUUGUGGACUUAAAGGCAGCAUUUGAUUCUGUAUCCAGGAGCAGGCUCUGGGCCAAAUUGGCCAAUAUGGGUAUUAACAGAAGGUUAUUACUUCUGAUGAUUAAGCUUCAUGAGAACAAUACCCUCCAGAUAAGACUCGCACAGGACGGCAGACUCUCUAGAGAAAUCUUAGUCCAAAGAGGAGUUAGACAAGGAUGCCUAUUAGCCCCAUUCCUAUUUAAUAUCUAUGUUAACUCCCUGGUUACAUGCUGCCGUGAAAUUGAAACCCACCCCCCUGUGUUCUCUAAUGGCAGAAAAGUACCAAUUUUAAUGUAUGCGGAUGACGCUGUUCUUCUCUCUCAAACCAAAGUGGGUCUGAAACGUGCCUUAGGAAAGUUUAGUGACCAAUGUAACACUGAACUGUUAACAAUUAACUUUGCCAAAACCAAAAUUGUACAUUUUAACCGCUCCUUUAGGAAGGAUAAUUGGAGCGUAAAGGGAAACGCCAUUGAACAGACUAAGACCUUCCAAUACUUAGGCAUUACUUUCUCUUAUAAUGCCAAAUUCUCAACACACUUGACCACAUCAGCUAUAUCAGCAGAAAGAAGUGCAAAUGCUAUCCUUAGAUUAUUCAGAAGGAAAGGAGCUGGCUUCCUCCCGAUGGCCCUAACAGUCUUUCAGGCAAAAUCUUUAGCCCAACUUCUAUAUGGCUCUCAAAUUAGCCCCUCUGCCAACCUUAAGACCUUUGAAACAGUACAAUCUAAAUUCUUAAGAUCAUUAUUUGCUACUCCUAAGUGUACACCUAAUGCAGUCUUAAGGCAAGAGGCAGGACUGCCCAGAGUGGAAUUAAAAGUCUGGGAACAAGCAAUAUCCCUCUGGCUGAAAAUCCAUUACAAUCCUAAGGGUCUAUUACCUUGCUUCCUGGCCGCAGUUCCCUAUCCUCCUUGGCUUUUGCAAAUAACUAACAAGAUCAAACAAAUUGGCCUAAACCCUGAAAAUAUUUUUAUUGGAACUCUGAACAAGGCAAAAACUACUAUCACUCGGAGACUUUAUGAUAUCGAAUUACAACAAGAAGGCGCCCUACUCCCAGAGACGUAUAGAUGUUUAAAAGCUUGGCCUAAUUUUGCAGCUGCCCCUUACUUAACUAACAUCACUAACGAAACCUAUAGAUGGGCUUUCUCUAGAGCCCGCUUUGAGACAAUGCCCUCAGCAGUGCUGUACGGCAAAUUCACGCGAGUUCCAAUGCAUGCGCGUCUCUGCCCUUGUAUGUCUAAUAAGGUAGAAUCUGUCACACACAUUCUUCUAUCUUGCGAAUUCUAUAGUGAAGAACGAGUUCAACUUAUUUUACCACUUCUAUCAAAAUUUAUACCCCUUCAAUAUUAUUUGGAAUCCUCCCUGAAAUUCUUCGAAAAUACCUCCUGGAAGAUUCCUCAAGCUCAGUAUCAUAUGAGGUGGCUAAAUUUUGCACUUUAGUAAUUAAGAAGCGUAAAUCUCUUCUGUUGAAUGGCACACUGGGAAGUUCUCUUGUGUAACCUUUUUUCUUUUCUAAAGUUGUUGCUGUUUUCUUGUUGUCUGAUCUUAUGGUGUUUAGUGUCACUGGCUUUGGCCGCAAUAAACUUGAACUUGAGGAAGACUCAGUUGGUUUGCAUGCUGGCUCAUGCAAAGGAGCUGCAUAUGUGGCUAAAAGGUGCAAAAUGUGUGUAUUGUCUGGCCACUGUUGGAAAUGGAAUGCUAUACUGGGAGGACCCUUGCUUGUCUAGCAAGAUGAUGCUUGUGUUUGUAUAUUGAUAAUUCAAGGUUAGGUUAUUUUUAGUUUAUAUGCUGCAUUUCCAGGGUGGACUGUGCCCAAUGUUGCUCACAGUAAAUAGGAAAAUUACAUGAAACCAGAAAGCAAGUCCUAACAUCCUCAUUAUUAUUUUGAGGGGGGGGGGAGAUUUUAACGGGUCGUGUAGGUGGGGAGUGUUUAGCUAUACUAGAACUUGUUUAUAACCCCAUAAACUUAGAAUUCAGAUAAUGUGUGUUCUUGCCUUCUCAGACUUUGGGGCUAGGGGUUAGUGUGUCUUCCCAGCUGUCAAGCAAGAGAGCUUAGCCUGGGAUACCUAAUAGCAAAGAAAGUAGGCAGUUCUACAUAACCUCUGCUGCAUGAGGCUCCUGAACUACAGCAUUAAUUUCUCCAGCUGUUGAGAAGCUUGCAAAAAGGUAGAUAGUUAUGUUGUGUUGUAGUAACUCAUUACCUCAUCUUCUUGCCACUUGCACUAUUGUAGGCUUCAGAGGCCAUACAUAGGCCACUUUUCCAACUCCUAUGUAACACAGAGAUGCUUGGAAGGCUGCUUAUAAAGUAUUAAAAUGUGUGCACGAUGUAUCCCUUUUGGAAAUCAUAAAUUUGCGAAUAACCUAUCAUUGCUCACUUAGGUUUGGCUAAUUGUUUGUCUAGCGCAUGAUCACCUCUAGUCCCACGUGACACCUCAGAGGAGCAUCCAACCUUCAAGUUGAUGCAAAUUAGCUACAGCCUCUAAAUGAUCUGUAGCAUGAUUGUUGGUGCUGAACAAGUUGCCCACACAUCACUCCCUCUAAUAGUGGAAUCAGUGCCGCUGUACCAGCAGAGAUGGAGCCAAAUCAGGGAAAAGGGGGAGGUAUUGGCAAGCUCAGGGGAACCCCAAGGUUCACCCAAGGCAAUAUAUAUAUAUAUUUUAAAGGGUGAGAAGGUGCAAACCCUUUUCCACCCCUGCAUGUACUGAAUGGACACCAGGAUCCAGGGAAUGUUAAGUGACAGCUGGAAAAGAAAAAUGGCAAAGCAAACUGAAAGGAGUCGUUUGGGUUGCUUGGGUCUGUAAUGGCUCAUGGUAUCCUGAAGGAGGUCAUGGCUGGCUGGCUAGAAUCCUGACUCAGAUCACACCUGUUGGGUAAUGAAGAAAUAUUGCAUUUUGCUGCAGGUCCCGUCUCUCUCCUUAAGUCAGAACUGAUCAAAAAAUGAUUGUACAGCCCCAUGAUAAUGCUAUUUUCUUUUCCUUUCUGUUCCUCAGGAAUUACCUAAUGUUUCAGAUCUUUAUUUAAAUGACACGCCCCCUGUCCCCACUCUGGCAGACGUAGCAUGGAUAGCUUCAGAUGACGAAGAAACAUAUGCUAGAGUCAGGUACAACCCUUUCUCCUUUUCUUCUCAUGCCUCCUGACUUCUUCCUUUCUUGGUCAGUUAUUGCUGGAAACAGGGCAAUAUUGAGGUGGCUUCCUAUCUUUAUCUUUCUUUUAAUAGUAGGUCUUUCAAGGUAAUGAGGCAUGGGUGCCAUUUCAGAGAGAGAGAGAGAAAAAAACUUUUUCAUAUAUCUUGGUAACCAGAGAGCCAGAGAGGUGCUCCAGACCUAAGGGAUAUUCAUGUAAGGUCAUAAACCCGGAGUAGGGGACCAUUGGUGCUCAUGUUGAAGAAAGAGUGACACUGAAUUAGAAGUUGACUCUUACACAAAGUGCUAGGGGGAGCUAUUGGUGUAGGAGAAAAUCCUGCAUGAAGAAUUGAGCUACUUAAAAGGUUUAGGCAGGUACAGAAGGCAUUUGUAGGACACACCAAUAUAUGGAUUGUGAAGUGGCAGCAGGCAAACAAAGAGGAAUAAGGGCUAAUUCAUACAUGCAAGAUGAUUCAGUUUUGAACUGCUUCUAUUGGAAAAUACUAUUUUCAGGUGGUUUCAAAGCUCUGUAGGUGGUGUCUAGGCUGUCUUAAGCCUUUUUUAUUGUCUUAAAUACCACCCGUCUUUCAUUGCUUUAAGACUUAAAUUUUACUCAAGAGUAAUGCUAUUGAAAUUAAUGAACCUAAUUUAGGGUGGAAUUUCAUGCUAGGCGUACUCAAAGUAGAACCAUUGGAAUUGAUGGACUUGACUAAGUUAGGUCUAUUUCAAUUGAUGUGCUCUGAAUAGAAGUUAGUUGAACUCCACCCUUAGUUAUGUUCAUUAAUUUCAGUGAGUCUACACAGAGUAAAAUUUGGUUAAACACUUCUUCAUGUAUUUAUGAACUUGAAUUAGGGAUAGUGUUGUCUAAGAAAACAUUGCACCAUGGGUACAUAUUCAGGUUGGCUUGAAGUGAUGGGAAUUUGAGAGAUAAAUAAUGAGAGAGAAAAGAGACUAAUGGGUAGCUAAAAAUGGGGUCCUGUAGUGAUGAGAGAAGGGCCAGUCACAGCUAGCACACUUUGUAUGAUAUAAUGAGCAUGGACUACUAUUAUUCACUGGGGCCAGUUUCAUUUGAAUUUCUGGGAUCUUGACUUGUAGGACAGACACUCGUCCACUAAAGCACAAAUGGAAGCCCACGCCACUUUUCGUUAUUCAGCGGAAUGCCUCUGUCCCAAAUUUGAGAAAGCAAGAAGAAAAGCUGCUGGCUUUGAAGAAACCAGGUUUACCCGCUUUGAGUCGGACAACAGAACUCCAAGAUGAACUGAGCCAUCUGCGUAGUCAGAUUGCUAAGAUUGUAUCAGCAGAGUCAGGUAGGUACCCAGCAUCAAGCGCUCAGAGGAAAUGUCUCAAAAUCUUGUGCACAAAUUUGAAAUGGUGUGGGUGUGGGUGGGUGUGUAAGCGUUUGCAAGCCUACAAGAGUGGAUGCAGCAGAUGAGCAAACAACUUGGAAAUUAUAUUUCCACUUUGAUAACCAGAAGUUGUGGCAGAGAGGAUGGUAAAAAUUUGUUUUUUUUAUUGUGGAGAAAGCAUGAUGCAUGUUUUGUCCUGUUCUCUUCUAAUUUGGGGUGGAGAUUCUACUCAGAACAAACACAUUAAAAUUAAGUGACCAAAGUUUUGCUUAUUAAUUUCAGUGGGUCUGCUCUGAGUAGGACUAGUAUUGGAUACAGCCCUUGGAAUUGUGUGUCAUGUUUGACAAGUACAUAGUAAGUUUGGAGAUUCACUUGGGAAGUGCAGUAAGGGUUUGCUGUCUCUCCUGGUGAAGAGUCAGGUUGUUAACAAAAUGGUGUAGAUAUGACUAGUUUAAAUUUGGAACACAUGAGAGGGAGCAACAUAUGCAGGUGUUGCCUGCCACCUUCCUUUGUUUGACCUCAUUCCACAAAUUUCCUUAACUUUCUUGUAUGGCUGCUGCCUUUAUUCCAUGUUGAGAGGGUACCAGAAAACUUUGCCCCUUUUCACUGCAGUGCCACAGCAGUAGGGAACCUGCGACUCACAGGCAAUUAGGGUUAGGUAUUCAGACAUAAUGUUGAAUUGUGUAAUGGCCACAUUUGAAAUGUGUAUUUUGUAAGGGCAAGACUAUGAAGAGCAUGGAGCACAGUUAGACUAGAUAAAGUGCCAAGCAAUUAUAGUCUGGCAGCUUUAAAAGAUCACUCUAAUAGCACAGUAUAGCUUGAAAGGUGGGAAGUUCUUAUUCUUUCCUGAUAUUAGUUGUAUAUCUAGGCCCAUCACCUGAGUAGCUGUUGAUAUUAGACAUUGUGCGGUUUUUCUCCAUCAUGUAGCUUUGGCAUUAUUCCUUGGGGCCAAAAGGUGUUUUACCUACCAAGCUUAUGUGCUUAAUUUUAGAUAUCCCACAGUCAGUAACUCAUUUCGGCAGUUGGUUUCCCUCCCUAAAGCAGGUUUUGUAGCAAAAACUUUUAUUGGUCUUUGCCAGUGCAUAUCAAUCUAUUUGAUUACAGCAGGUUUUUUUGUUUUUUAAAGGGACAGUAAAAUUCCAAAAUCAUUGCUUGUUUAAAAAUAUUAUUCAAGCUAUUACUAUAUUAGAUAAAUGAAGUCUGCACUAAUUUUCAAAAGUUUGACACACACAUUUCAUACCCUUCUUUGUCCAUCCGUUCCCUAAAUCAGAGGAGGCCAUACUCAGCACUGACUUGGACAUAUAGCUGAACCAUAAUUGAGUAUCAUGUGCAUCAGCUGUAGUGAGCCUCAUGGUGGCGUGUAGACACACCCUUCUCCUGCAUGCCAAGAGGAAGAGGCUGAAAACUUCCUCUUCUGAUUGAAAAUAGAGUUCCUUGAACAAGCUAGCAUUAUCAACCACAAUUUGGUUCUUUCCUGUUCUGUCUAACCAUAGUUUAGUCAGGGCUUCUGGAUUCAUACAUAAACUCCUAGUUAAUCUAAAAUCCAAGGCAGAAGUGUUAACGUCUCCUCCUACUGGCAUGCAAAAGAGGGAAGCUGGGGAGCAUGCAAACUGAAGACUAACCACGGUUCAAGCACAUAACUCUAAAUUAUGGUUUAUCAUUAAGUUUGAACCAGCCCUUGGUGUCUUUGCCACAGGAAGUAAAGUUGGCAGGAGCCACAAAGCAGGGCCCAUCUGUCCAAAGAGACCCACACUGAUGUUUCCUUGUGUACUUUGAGAAAUAAAGGUUCAAAGUUUUUGUUUUAUUUACCCAUUACUAUUAACCGGGCAUCUGUCUCACCCACUUUAAAAUGCUAUGGUGCUUUUUGGUUCCAUUUUAUGAAUGGCAACUUUAUCAACUGGUUUUAUUGUAUUUAAGCUCAUAACAUUACACUUCUAUAUAAUGUGUGUGCCCUUACAGCGUUUUGAUAAACAGACCAGACAUAAAUGAGAGACUUCUAUAAUGUUAGAAGAAAUUGCACAGAAUUUGUCACAAAUUCUAAUUUAUAAUGGCCAGGAUCCUAUGAUUUCUGCAUCCCCAGUUUUUCAGGCAAAAUAUUUUGCUUAAUUUUUAAUACAAUGUACCGUAUUUUUCGCUCUAUAACACGCACCCGACCACAACAUGCACGUGGUUUUUAGAGGAGGAAAAUCCGUAGGCAUGCCACCCGUAGGCAUGCCCUCCAUAACUCACACAGACAUUUCCCCUUACUUUUUAGGAGGAAAAAAGUGAGUGUUAUGGUGCAAAAAAUACGGUAAUUUGCUUAUUUGUAUUAUUGUUGAGCCAACCAUUUGCAUGGUGCUGUACAGAGUAACAAACAAAAAGACAAAGUCCAUGCCCUGAGAAGUUUACAGUCCAAAAUUUACUAUGAGGAGUGUUAGAGGGAGAAAUAAAGGUAAGAGUAAAAAGGAAAGAAGAUGCAUUCUGCUUCAUUCUGCUUCAUGCCCUUUUCUUGUAAUGGCCUAUGACAGGGAUGGGGAACCUUUUCUGGCCCACAUGUUAUCUCCUCGCCCCCUGAUGGACCAAAUUUGACAGGGUGGUGGGGCCACCCACAUCACUUUGAUGUCAGGUGAUGCUUCCAGGCAGCUUCUGGAAGAUCAAAUGGGGAGGGGGCUUCUUGGGUUUGUUAAGCCACAGUUCCUCUUAUGACUAAGCUCGUUAAAAAGUUGUGUUUGCACGUAACUCUAAAGUCAGUGUUGUGAAGCACUGAUCACAGACUGCCACCGUUGCAUAAUAUUCCCUUAACAGAGCAUCAAGGUAAUAGAUUUCCCAAAGAUAUUACCGGAUGACUUUGAACGUAGAUAAGGAGUUGUGUUUGUACCAGCACAGGCGAUUUGUCCAUUUAGAUCAGCAUUGACUGGCAACAACUCUCCAGGGCCUUGACAAAAGGAAGGUCUUUCCCAUCACCUGCCGCCAUCACCUUUCCAUCCAUUUUAGCUGGAAUGCCAGGGAAUGAACCUGAAUCCUUCUCAUGUGCUUUGUUCUCCUCCUGUGAUAUCCCAUUUGAGAUCUUGCACCCCAGGCACAUGAGCUCUCACAAAUGUGUGUCAUUCUAGACUAAAAGACAGAUAUCCUGGUUCCUGAAAUUGCUUCAGAGUUAGGCUUUCCACCCUCUCAAGGGUGGCUCUUAAGGAAAGUGAUUCAGUAGAGGUGAUUGUGUGCACAGGGCUGGGUUGGUUUUAACUGGGAAGGCGAGGGAUGGACCUUGGUUGAUGCCAAAAGUGGCCUCCUGUGGCUGUGGGCCAGUUCUCUUCCUAUCUGUGAUAUAAGGUGAAUAACAUGCUUCUUCUGAGAACUUCAUGCUCAGUGUUUGGGGUGGCAAGACAGGAACAAGAUAAUCUUAACAAUAUACAUUGAAAUACUGCCAUAUAGAAGAUGGUGGUUGUAAUGGGAGGGUGUGAGAUGGAAAAGUGCUUCACCCCUUUGCGGCAUUAUAACCAGCAUUUGAGUAAAGGCAAGAGGCAGGCUUAUGAUGUCCAUUUGUCGGGAGGUUUGCCUAUAGGCUUGGCGUACAUGUUCUGUUGCAGAAUAUAAAACCUGUAGUUUGGCACUAGGUUUAUGUCAAUGUGUAUUGUUCUUUUUUUUUCCAGCUUCCACUUCAUUAACACCUGAUUUAUUAUCACCAGGAAGUUCAAAUGUCUCUUCUCCCUUACCUUGUUUUGGAUCCUCAUUCCAGUCUACAACUUCCUUUGUCAUUAGUGACAUUACAGAGGAGGAGGCAGAAUUAGAAAGCCCAGAGCUUCCAUCCGUUUCCAUGCUUUGUUCUGCAACCUCUGAAUGUUGUAAAGCAGACCCAAAGGAUUCCGACGACGAAGAUUCGGUGUCCCUGUCCAAGGCCAGCAGUUUUGCCGAUAUGAUGGGCAUUCUUAAAGACAUUCAUAGGAUGAAACAGAACAAAGACUUGUAAGUUUUUGUUUGUUUGUUUUCUCUUUUUCCAUCCCCAAAAGUGUCUCUCUUUCUUUUCUGAUUGGAAGCUUUGCAGUUUUGCUUUGUGUGAUCUCUGCUGAUCUUUAGCACUGUGACUGAUAUUUGCAAGGGUUAGUUCUUAUGUACUUUCCCUGCAUCACCACAACACAGGUUUUUAAAGCCUUUCUUAUAAUAGGCCCUACAAUAUUGAUCUCUAAGGACAACUGUGCAAAUCAGUUCACCAAAGUUACUAGCCUGCCUGUGCUUAUCACAGUCAAUUUUGGCUAAUAAGAAAAGAAUCAGUUUUGCCUGACUACCAGGGCAAUUUAGUCACCAUGGUCAAAAAGACAAGUAGCUUCUUCUAAACUGCCUCCAGAUUGAAGUUAUUAUAACCACUGCCCUGAAGAUCAGAAUGUUCUAAACUAGGGAAGGGGAAUCUGUAGCCCUUAAAACACUAUGGACUGCAACUCCCUUCAUCUCUUAAGCAUUGGCCAUGCUUGCUGGGAUUGAUGGGUCAGUGCAUUUGACUGUUAACCAGAAGGUGGGUGGGUGGCUGUGGUCAGGAGUCCUGCAUUGCGGAGGGUUGGAACAGAUGAACCUUGGUGUCCCUUCCAACUCUAUGAUUCUGUUAUAGGAGUUGGACUCCAGCAGCCUUUGGAAGGGCCAUAGGUUCCCCAUUCCUGUUCUCACUGGUCUGCAAAUAAAUGCUGAGAGAUUAUUACUAUUCUAGCAGCUGAGACAAGGGUAACAUGAGAGCUACAGGUCGGAGGUUUUGCCUUGUCUCUUCCUGUUUGCCUGCUUCUCCCUCUGCUACCUCCCAAAUUGCCCAUUGUACAGUUUAUGGUUAAAAUUGCCUCACUAUGUGUCAUUCUGGAGACGGGUAUAAAAUGUUGUACUUCGAUAAGCAGAAAACCACUUGCCAAGUGUUCUGCAAGUUUCUAGGCAUGAAGCCUUCCUAGGUUGCUACAAUAAAUGCAUAUAUGAUUACAUGAUUAGCAUGUUGUGGCCCUUCAGAUGUUGAACUACAAAUCCCAUCACCUGUGACUGUUGGCUAUAUCUGAUUGAGGCUGAUACGAUCCAGGGUGCCACAGUUUCUCCAUCCCAGGAUAAGGGAGACGUUAGUUUAAAUCCUUAGUCAACCAUAUUAUAGCCAUUGGCUCCAAACAACAAAACCUGAACUUGUUUCUUAAGGUUAGUAGCUAGCCAUUCUUUAUCACAUAAUUGUUGUAAGGGUAAACAGGGAUCACCCCCAUCCAUCUAUAUCCUCCUGAGCUCACUGGAGGAACAAUAGAAUAAAUAACUAAAACAGUAAGCUGGGAAUGCUUGCUAAAUAAUAGAUAGUUUUUUACAUGCAAGUUUUUGUGUUUUAUUUAUUUAGACUAUUUAUAUACCACCUUCCAACAAAAAAACACCCUUUUAUGCAUUAAUAUUGGGCAAAAAUCAAAACCUCUUUCAAGCUAAACUUUUCACUAUUGUUUCAUCUGCACUCUGUUUGAACAUAGUGUUUCUUGAGGUUUGGAGGGUUCAACAGGCAGAUGGUAUCAUAAGUUGAAUUCAUUAGAGAGAGGGAAGUAAGGGGAGCACAUUUAACAAUAAUUACAAUAUUUCUUAUUCAUUUAAUGCACAAUCCAGUUAGAGCAAUUUAAUUCUGGUAAUAAGCAGUGAGAUACCAUGGAAACAUUGAAUUAAAGUGUAAUUUGUUUGAUCAGCUGCCAUUGGUUUCUCCCUUCUGGUUUCUUAAGGAACAGAAUAUUAUGCAGAAGGAAGAAUCACAUUCUCAUUUGAGCUUUCUAAAAAAAUUUGCUUGAGUUUAUUGGAAACUGGAAUAGGAUUCUCAAAGCUGAAAUUGAUCUCUUCUCAUACUGCUUGUAUAUCUGCCAGAUUGCUGCUGUUGAGGUUAUUCCACUCUAUAUAUUAACUUUUAAGAAGAAAAAUCUCAGUUACAGUAAAAGGGGUGCAAUCGCUACUGUUUUGACCUGUUGCAAGAAUUAGCAGCAAUUGCUCUACCUCCUUUCAAAAGUUAGACUCAUUUGCCUUCAGAUUUGAGUAACUUACAACAUCCAGUAGCGGGGAAAUUGCAUUGCUGUUCUUCCAAACAAUACAUAAUGCAGCUGUACUUGCACUUGUUGGACACAUAUCAUAUCAUAUCAUAUCAUCUCAUAUCAUCAUAUCAAUGUUAUUCCUUGAACAAGUAACUGCUAAUUCUUUUAUUAGACUUUAUUUUCAAAUCUCAGAUCUUACAGAACUUGUACAAAGUCUAAACUUAAGCAAAUAAUAGCAGAAAGUCUAUCUACAUCCAUAACUGUGUUUCACAAACCCAUAUUUGUGACCAUGAUUCUUCUAAAAGAGAGUCAGUAGUUUCCAUAAUCGAGUAAACGUACCCAUAUGUAUCUUGUCUUUCUUUAAUUAUACUUUCAACAAUUGCCUCCAUGACUAUUUGUUUCUUUUUUCACAAUUUUUUAUUUAUUUUAUUUAUUUAUCCCUUCAACCUUAGGGCAGUCAGGGCAGUCAGUGUACAUAGCUUGACUUUAAGCAAUUCCUGGCCCAUUCUUAUUAAAUAGCUAGACUGGGAGACAAUCGCAAAGGAAUACAGCAAGGCAUGGGGGAAGAGGGGCCAGUUUUAGCGUAGCUCAAUCAAGGUGCUCUCUCAUUUUUAUACCAAAAUGUGGCACGGAUGUGAAUCAAUACAAGUGACUUGCCCUGUCAGUGUCCAGUUUGGACCAAAGAGCAUAGGGAAGCUACCGUAUUCCAUCUAGCCCAGUAUCGUUUACUCUGAUUGGCUGCAGGUCCCCAGAGUCUCAGGCAGAGGUCCAGCUGUGCCGUCUUUUCUUAACUGGGAUACUGGGAAUUGAACCUUGGAGUUUCUGAAUGCAAAGCUUGCAUCUAAAGCCCACUUCCCUAAGGCCAGUGGCUUUCACUACAUAUUUUUUUUUAAGAGGCUUAUCUUUACAGUUUUAAAAAGCAAUCCAGAUUCAUAGAACUUUUUAAAAAUGCCGUUUUAAUCUGCCUCUUGUGUCUCUUCAAAUUCCAUUAGUUGCAUCAUAUAUAAUGUGCACAUCCCUCCUUGCCAUACCCACAAUGACCUGAAUUGUGAGUGCUGAAAGUCCAUGGUAAAAUGAUGAGAUUAGCUUCCUUCUUAGUAGAAAACAGGAAAUCCUGCUUUCCCCUUUUUAGCAGCAAAUGGGACCCUGCCCUGGCAGAAAUGUGUGUCCUUUGUUGCAGGGUGGAAGGAACUCUGGACAACAAAUGUUGCAGAGUAUACGUAGCUACAGCAGCGAAGCCACUGGACACAUCUGAGACAAAGAGAAUUAAGGCGCUUAAGAGCUGCCCCCUCCCUUUGUGCUUUGCAGUGAGCAGCAGCAGACAAGGGCUAUUAUGGGAGAGAACUGUUCAGCUGGGUGCAACCUCAUCCUGCUGAGCAGAGGAGACGGUUGCAAACACACGUCAGAUGCCCACGGGAAUGUUGGGACUGGAUCUCAGCACUACAGCUCUGCACAACUGGUCCCUCGGAUAAAAUUGAAUAACCUCUGAUACAAUGAAAUAUGAAUCAGAAAGGUUUGCCAUUAUCCAUUGUGCCAGCAGUUUGAGGAAGUUUAGUCUAAGCAUCUGUGAGAAAAACAAAGAGACAAAUAGAUAAAAGGAGUUUACUGGUGCUUUUGCCAGUCUUACUGAUAAAUUACAAGAAGUUACAGAAAUUAGAGUGGGUGUCUGUCAGAUGAAUUUGUAGAACAGCAGAGUCAAGGGUUGCCCUUGAAGCUGCUUCGUCUUACGGCAAUGCAUUUCUCCCUGUGCAUGACACAAAUUUAGAGCAUGGCAGGUGGGUAGCUAUAGCUGGGCUUAUUCUUGAAUCUUUGAGUUGCUAAAGUGCUAUCAGAGUAUAACAUUCCUUAAUCUGUAAGUUGCAGAAGCAAGCAGGGUGUGACACUGUGUAAUGAGUGCAACACUUUGGACUUGCUCUUGACCCAGCAUAUGCUGACUAUGAAGAAAUGAUGAGAAUGGUGAUAAAUGGAAAGCUGUAAUUAAAUCCAUUUUGGUCAGGGAGAAAGUAGCCAAGUGGUGCCAUUCACUUAAAAAAAAAAAAAAGGAAGGUGCAGUGCUGCUGUCAUUCAGAAUCCUUGUGAAAUGGUUUGCCCUAAACUAAAUGGGUCAGUUUGCCUCCUUUCAAUUUUUCAGGGUGUGGGUUUUAGUUUAGGAACUGUAUGCUAAUGGCUGAAAUUUCAGGAGCAAUGUGGUGGGGGUCCUAGGGUUCACAUUUCUUACCACUUUUGAAAUCUUAAGUCCCAUUGUCAUGCUUAUAGACGAGGUGCUUAAUGAAUGGUAAAUAUAUAGGUGCCCCCUUCUUUUUAAUCACAUGCUUAUGCAUGUUGUAAGUUUUAAUAUACUCUAGUAAUGGUGAAAACAAAGGAAAAUAAUAAAUCUGGACUGGUUCACACAGAACAAGGAAGUGAAUGGCUUUUGUGUCAGAGAUUUUAUUUUUUUUAAUUAUUAUUAUUAUUAUUAUUUAUUACCAACUUAUGGUUACCAUGAGAGAGGAGAGGAAUCUGCCAAGUUAAAAGUCACAAAGCCGGUAUGAUGAGCCUGUGGCCCUCCAAAUGUUGUGGGCUACAGUUCCUGCCCCCAUUGGCUGAGAUCAAUGGGAGCUGGGAAUCCAACAACAUCUGGAGGACCACAAGUUUCCCAUCUUUGGAAUGAAGGAAGAUACAAAUGUUCUUUUGCAUGGAGGAAAUCCUAUGACUUCUGUGCCUCUUGGGCUCAAAAUGACUUUUCUUUGUCCCAAAGCAUGCUGCUCCUAUUUGAGGUUGGCACAGUAUGAAGGAACUUGGUAAUGUAUGCAGCAAAACUGAAGAAAAAUGGUUGGAGUCCUUUUGAUAGAUUUACAGAAUAAUGUUGCUUAAAAUCAUCAAUAUUUAAGUUGUUUUUUGGGGGGUGGGGAACCACCACCCUAAGAAUCUACCAGGAGAAAAUUAAUAACGUUUUGUAGAGAAGCCUUUCAUUUGCUUACCCAUAGGGAUUCCCGCCCUCACCCCCUAGUUAAUUAAACUGGUAAACAAAAUUAUCUAGGUAUCGGGGAAUGUAAGGUGGUUGAAAACCAGAGCUACAACAGAUGUGAGUAAACGUGUUUGAAAUAAGAGAGCUAAAAUUUAAAACUGGACAGAUUCCAGAUCCUUAUGAUGCUUAUUGUAUAAAGGAAUCAAUGUUCUUUUGCACACGCAAACCGCAUACAUUUACCUCAGAGACUUUAGUUGUUGCUGUGCGCUUGAAAUUCCACACAUCACCCUGUAGUAGCCCAUAUUGCAAAUCCAUGCGUACAGACAUUGGUGACUCUUCACUUCUGCAUACUGUGCUGGGCAGAGAAGCAGAUGGUGAAUUGCUUCUGCAAGAACAGGAAUGAGAAACCUCCCCCCCCCCCCCGCCGCCCCCAAAUGCUGCUGAACUCCCAACUCCCAUCAAGCCCAGCAAUUCCUGGCUAAUGGCUGGGAAUUAUGGGCAUUGAAUUUCAGCAAUAUUUGGAGAGCCAAAGGUUCUCCACAGAGUUGAGUGUGUAAUCUGUUCUUUAUUGUGCCAGCUUCAUCCUGGUUUUUGUACUUUUGCCAGAAGGUAGGCUUCAUCCUUGCAGAUUUUUUGGAGAAGUUCUCUAACUGUUACUAAUUCUACUCAGACAAUAGAAUAGCACUUCAGGGUGCAAGAGAGAGAUUGCUUUAUUGGGUGCUUCCUCUCCCCCAUGACAUAAGGUUCCUUGCACAUUGAAAAUUAGCCUGUUGGAGGAAUCCAGUCUAGCAUUAUCCUUGACAGUUCUGUCGAGGGGAGGAAGCCAUGUCUGGUGCAUCCAGUGCAUUUUGUAAUUUGUGCAUGUGGAAUGUCGCACAAAUAAUCAUGCCUGUGGCAUCAUUAGGGAUCAGCGAAAUCUCUAGAAAGGCCCUAAAUUUGCUAGGUAAAAACUUGUAUGCUGGAAGUAAUUUUUAAAAGUCUUUCCUAUUUUUACUGUUUACCUAAUAUCAAAUAUAUGGGAUUUGAUGGUGACAAGAAUUAAAAAAACACAAACCAGUAAGAGAUUUGGAAGAAUAGCCCCUUUGUUGAAAAACAUGCAGUUGAACCACAACUAAUUUGUUAGCUUACUUUAUUUUUUAAAUCCUGUUGAAGAAAGCAAUUGGGGAUGGUGGAGCAGAAUGUGGUUUGCACUCCUGUUAAUACCCUUCAUCUUGUAUCCUCCUUUCAGGAACAGAACUUUACUGAAAGAGGAGGAUCCUGCAGUUCUUAUAGCAGAGGUUUUAAGAAGAAAGUUUGCCUUGAAGGAUGAAGAUGUAAACAUGAAGAAGAACUAA